Messenger RNA from Engraulis encrasicolus (European anchovy), 3172 nucleotides. RefSeq names its product DENN/MADD domain containing 2Db (gene dennd2db). The transcript is spliced from 13 exons. NCBI's taxonomy places the organism in Eukaryota, Metazoa, Chordata, Actinopteri, Clupeiformes, Engraulidae. Bases 395 to 1858 code for a protein of 487 amino acids. Gene Ontology annotation, cellular component: cytosol; nucleoplasm. The record is from RefSeq and is a predicted model, not a curated record.
GUAACCUAGACACGUCUGUCAGGCUGUACGCAAACAAUGCGCGUAUUAUAGACAAACAGGCAACGAAACGUGGAAAAACGGAAGACAGGUUAGCAAUUGCCAGAGAAAACGCACAGGGUUGUCGCCACAGUUUUGCGCUAUGCAACUGAAGUGGUAUCUUGGAUGACAGAGGACUUUCAGAAUCUUCCUGUACUCACCUGGACUGUCACCAUAACCUGACGGCGACUAUACGCAAUGGCUCAACAUGUGCCUUGAUAAAGUAUGAGCGAGUUGCCCUCUAAACUGUAAAAAAAAAAAAAAAAAGGACCGAUAGGCGGACACAGAGUCGCCCCAAAACGGAAGCCUACUGAUUAAUGGUCUUCCCCACUCCACAGUUCUCACACAAGGCAGCACCAUGUCCAGGGAGAACGAUGAGCGGGACAGUGGAACUCUGAAGAGACUGAGCAAUGUCUUCUCCAAUAUCAAUGCCAAACUUCACAGAGACCGAGGAGAGAGAGAACCUUCCAGUCCAAAGACGGGCCACCAGUCUCCAGGCUCCUCACGGCUCCAGGAUCAGAGUAGUGCCAGUGGGCAGUUCUUCUUUGAGUACCUGGUGGUAGUCAGCCUCAAGAAGAGACGCGACCAGGAGGGCUACGAGCCUCAGAUCACCUAUCAGUUCCCCAAGCGUGAUGCAAUGGGCCAGUCCCAGAGAGAGGAUGAGGAGAAAUCCCUGAAGGCUAUUCCUCUCUUCUGCUUUCCUGAAGGGGUCAACUGGGCCCCGUUGACUGAGUACACAAGUGAAACCUUCUCUUUCGUUCUGACUGAAAUUGAUGGCAGCAGGCGGAAUGGCUACUGCAGAAGGCUACUGCCGUCUGGGAAAGGUGCUCGGGCCCCAGAAGCCUACUGCAUCAUCAGCAGACUGGCCUGCUUCGGCCUCUUCUCCAAGAUAUUCGACGAGGUGGAAAAGCGCCGGCAGAAGUCGAUGGCCAUGAUCUACCCCUUCAUGCAGAGCCUGAGGGAGGCGUCCAUCCCUGCCCCCGGCCACACGGUCAAGAUCAAGAGCUUCAUUCCCGAGUCUGGCACUGAGAUCAUCAGUCUGACGAGACCAGUAGACUCGUGGCUGGAGCAUGUGGACUUCAGAACACUCUUCCGUUACCUUAGCGAUGAGGAGGUGCUUUUGGUGUUUGCUGCUACAGUGCUGGAACGGCGUAUCAUCUUCAUCGCUGAUGAACUCAGCACGCUGUCUCAGGUCAUCCAUGCUGUCGCUGCCUUGCUGUAUCCGUUCACAUGGCAACAUACCUUCAUCUCCAUCGUGCCUAAGGUGCUCAUCGAUGUCGUCAUGGCGCCCACGCCAUACUUGCUGGGUGUCACACGGAACAUGCUGGACCUAGUCACGGAUCAGAGCGAUGAUGCCGAUCUGUUUAUCGUCGACCUAUCAGAUGGCGCGGAGGAGAAGUUCAUCAUGCGGCUAGGGGAUGAGGACUCCAUAAUUCCACCGAAGUUAAAGGAGGACUUACUCACCGCUCUCAGUGUCCGAGAGCCAAACUCAACUGCAGAGGAGUUGAACAGGGUUAUCUCUGAGGCCUUCCUGUCUUUCUUCGUGAACACGGUGGGCCACUUUGCCAGCCACGUGAAGCAUAAAGGCAGCGGGGGCCAGCCAGGUGUUUUCAACAAGAAGGCUUUCUGCAAGGCCCCCGAGCACAAGGCCAACCGCCAUUUUGUCAAGCAGUUUGUGGAGACGCAAAUGUUUGACAUCUUCAUACAGGAAGUGGAAAAGCAUCCAAAUCGAGAAGGAUUCUUUCAUAAAAAAGUUGCUGAGUAUGAAGAGAAAAGAAAAAGUGAGAAGGUGAAGAAUCUUUGGGGCCGCGUUGGACUCUAAGGCCCAACACAAACACAAAGUAAAUUACUGUAAUGGACCACUGGAGCCUUACUUUAACUGGGACUUCAGUAUGCGUUCUAGAUUUGUUGGAGGCAGGGCUGCUGACAGCUUUGACCAGGCCUAGGACCGAGUCAUCUGAAAGCCCCAGCCCCCAAUACAUACAAUGCAUUGACAACCCAAUUGGGCCCCCCACUGACCUAUAUCAUUGACCUAUAUCUAGGUCAGUGGGUCCCCCGUCUCGGGACAACUGCACCCCCCACCCCCCUGUCGGCUCGCCUGUGGAGGAAUCAUUUUUUUGUCUUUUCUGGCGAAAACCAUACAUCUGUUUAUAGGAGAUGCUGGAAGUCAGCUGAUGUUUUAGAAUUUCAGCCUUUUGCUCUUCAACACCUUGACUGCUGAUACUGUUUGGCCUCAGCAUCCCUUAGGAAAAAGACAUUACUCCCAUGAUUUGACCAGGUGAAAUUGUACUCCUCUCGUGACAGAAGGUUUGGGACUGCUUCAUUGGAGAGCAGUAGCUUUACGAGGACAGGAAUCAGGGACAAUCCACUUUUUUAUUCAUACACUGUCAUAAAUCUUCAAGAAUGGUUUGCAAGAUCAUUUGGUUCUCUAUUGCAGUAUAUAUAUAUUUUUUAGAAUAGUCUUCAUCCACUGUCAUGAAAGGCUAUGACUGUUGAAGUGAAGAGUGGUUAUGUUUUAUUUGCCAAUAUUUAUUGCACUUCCGUGAAAUGCUGUGAAAUGCCAACUGUUUGGUGUGAGCAAUUGGAUCUGUUGGCCAUGUACACACACACUCACUCACACACACACACACGUGUAUUGUGCGCGUACGUACAGCAGGGGUGGGGAACCUAUGUCUCGAGCGCCGUUUGCUGGCUCGAGGGUCCUGAUAUAAUUUUAAUGUUAUGCAGCUUCACAUGAAAUAUGACAUACUUUGUAAAGGACUCUUACUAUUGUAAAGUACAUUUGCAAUACAAUUAAAUUAUAUUCAGGGGAUCUAGAUAAGGUGGGAUCUGUUUUAAAGGUGGCUGCCUUCAAUAAUAGGCCUAAAGGGCAGGGGGGAAGAUCCUGGUGUGUGCUCAUAGUACGGCCCUCGGAGGACUUUUAUGGCCCUUGGUGGAAUUUGAAGUGGCCCCUCGAAUGAAAAAGGUUCCCCACCCCUGCCGUACAGUAUAACAGAGAUUGCUUUUUAAAAGUAUGAAGGAAACAUAUAAAACCUCCACAUGAAGAAAAAACAAUUGAUGGUCUGUCCAGCAGGGCACAAGCUAAUGCUGUAAACGUGAUUGGAUGUUUUCUCUUUCUCUGCAAUUCAUGACAAAU